AAAACCCUAUUUUACCAGGAAAGGGUUUAAAGUUUAAACCUUGUCUUCUCAUACUAACUAAAUGGGAACUCCAAAGAAGAAGAAGAAGAAGAAUCAAACCCCAGAAUCCCAGUUCCACUUGGACCUCAAUCUCUGCUCCAAGAACAAAGACUUGCGCGGUGCGAUUUCCCUCGUCGAAUCGGCGAUCUCCAACGGCACCCGCCUCAACCACCACCACUUCAACGCCCUCCUCUACCUCUGCUCCAAUUCCGUCUCCGACCCAUCCCUCAAGGAUUUCGCCCUCCUCAAUGGCUUCCGCAUAUUCGACCGCAUGUCGUCGGCCGGGGUUUCCCCCAGCGAGGCCGCCAUCACCGCCGUCGCCCGUCUCGCCGCCGCCAAAUCCGACGGCGAUUACGCUUUCGAGCUGGUCAGGAGCAUGAUGGGGAAGCACAAUGCCCUGCCGAGAUUAAGGACGUACGAGCCGGCGUUGUUCUGCUUCGUCGAGAAAUCGGAGGCCGAGAAGGCGUAUGAGGUCGAGGAGCACAUGGCUGCGGCGGGGGUGAGUCCGGAGGAACCCGAGAUCGCCGCAUUGCUGAGGGUCAGCUCGGAGACGGGGAGAGGGGAGAAGGUUUAUGAGUAUUUGCAUAAGCUGAGAAGCGCCGUGCGGUGCGUGAGCGAAUCGACGGCAAAGAUUGUUGAGGACUGGUUCCAUGGGGAGAAGGCUUGUGAGGUGGGUGAGGUGAAUUGGGACGUGGGGGAAAUCCGAGAGGCGGUUUCGAGGAACGGAGGAGGGUGGCACGGCCGGGGGUGGAUCGGGAAAGGCGAGUGGGUUGUGAGGAGGGCGAGUGUUGAUUCGAGUGGGCAGUGUUGCUGUUGCGGCGAGAAGUUGUUCUGUGUCGACAUUAAUGAUGAGGAGACCGAGCGGUUUGCGCAGGCGGUGGCGGCGUUGGCGAUGGAGAGGGAGGCCAAGUCGAAUUUUAGCGAGUUUCAGGAUUGGCUCGACAAAAAUGCUGAUUAUGAAGCUAUUGUGGAUGGAGCAAAUGUUGGCCUCUAUCAGCAAAAUUAUGCUGAUGGUGGUUUCAGUGUCUCUCAGCUUGAUGCCGUUAUCAAAGAACUGUAUAAUAAAAGUGGAAAGAAAUGGCCACUUGUUGUCUUGCACAAUAAGCGUUCUCGUGCACUUUUGGAAAAUCCUUCUAACAGAAACUUGGUAGAUGAGUGGAUCGACAAAGGCAUUCUCUAUACUACACCCAGUGGAUCCAACGAUGAUUGGUAUUGGCUGUAUGCCACAGUAAAACUCAGGUGCUUGCUUGUGACAAAUGAUGAGAUGCGGGAUCAUAUUUUUGAACUCUUAGGAAGCAAUUUCUUUCUCAAGUGGAAAGAAAGGCAUCAGGUCCGAUACACUUUUGUUAGAGGUAAUCUGAAACUUCAGAUGCCACCCCCAUAUUCGUCAGUCAUCCAGGAAUCAGAAAAAGGAACAUGGCAUGUUCCUAUAGCAGGUGACAGCAAUGAAGAGUCUGAAAGAAGAUGGCUGUGCAUUACUCGUCCAAGCGUUUAUAAAGCUCUUGAUGAAGUUUUGCCGAAUGCAGACUCUAUUCUAAUUAGGGACAAUUUCGGACUGCGACCGUGCACUUCGGGGAGUUUUGUCAACGGUAACAAUUUACACGGCGACCUUGAUUCAUCCGAGACUUCCGAUAGUAAAACCGGAGUUGUGACAGGAAAAAGAAAAGAGAGGUCCUUUUCUACCUCCUAACAAUAUCUUCUUUAGAAGGCAAUCUCCAUGACAAUGCACCCUAGGUUAUGAAGGUGUUCUUCACAAAUCAAGACGGUUUAUGUCGCGAGCAGUGCUGCUUUCCCCCUGGACAACUUUCCUCUAUUCUUUGUUUGUCCUUUAUUGUUUUGUUUACUAAUUUUAUUAACUUUUUUUUUUUUUUUUUACUAAUAAUUUUUAUUGUAACUUUAUUUUCGCAAUAUCAUAGACAAUAAUGUUUGGCUACUCAAAAUAAAGAAACACAAAAAUUAUUAAAGUUAAAUUUUAUUG
Morus notabilis is the source of this 2017-nucleotide messenger RNA. RefSeq names its product proteinaceous RNase P 2. Gene Ontology annotation, biological process: tRNA 5'-leader removal. NCBI's taxonomy places the organism in Eukaryota, Viridiplantae, Streptophyta, Magnoliopsida, Rosales, Moraceae. Bases 62 to 1729 code for a protein of 555 amino acids. The record is from RefSeq and is a predicted model, not a curated record. The transcript has 6 exons. Gene Ontology annotation, molecular function: oxidoreductase activity; protein binding; ribonuclease P activity.